UGCGUCAGAGAGAGGACGCGAGCGCGCGCAUCGCUCUAGUGCGCAGGUGGAUCUCAGCGCACAAUAGCGCGCCUGUCUCGCGCCACAGGUAGUAGCUGCUGGAUUCAGGUGUUGUAACUCGACACUGAACCAUGUGAUCAGCGAUGAGAAUUUAGAAAGAAGACAUACCCAGCUCGAGCAUUCACUCAACACUCUAGUAAAUACAAGACCACCAUUGAAAGCAGGACAGGACCCCGAAGGACAAUGUUUUAUUAUGAGCAGGACGCCGGAGUGACGAGCUAGUUUCGGUUUAAAUCCUUAAUUUGGCCGGUAAGGUGAGAGGCGGAAGAGACCUGCGGACAUAUAGUCCAAAACAUACAUUCACAAAAACUCGCCAGGAAACUUCGUGGAUUAUGAAUGUGGACACACAGCUCGCUAGAUUUUUUUAUUCUUUGAUCUCGGACAUGAUUUAUUGAUCACCUCCGCCCCUAGCCGGAGCGUCAGCCCCUUCUGGUCGGGGGUAGGGGUGCAGAUUGACUCCAUCCUGGAGAUGAUCCGGCAGGUUGGGCUUUUGGCUGGGAGUUUUAUGCUGCUGCUUCUCAGGAAUGUUUCGGCCCAGGCGGAAAACAGCACAAUGCCCAGUACAACGCCCAGUACAACUCCCAGUCCAGGCCCUAAUAUCGUGGCCAUUGUUGUACCAACUGUGGUCCUGGGACUGGUGGCUAUUUUAACAGCGAUUCUGGUGUUCCUGUUCUGUGUGGUUAAGAAGAAGAGACAGACGGAGGGGACGUAUCGCCCCAGCUCAGAGGAGCAAACAGGAACCCGUAGCGUAGAGACGCCAGACGCCCUCAAACUACCCAAGGAGGAGAGACUGAUUUGACACACCGGUUUAUAACUAACCAGCUGCACAUGAUGAUGGUGAAUCAAUUCCAAACUGGUUAAAUGGAUAAACAUUAACUAGGCACUGUUUCUGAGCACUGGCCAUAUGUUUUGGCUAAACAAAGCGAGUCUGACUACUUGGAAGAAACUUGAAGGAAAGCUACUCUCUCCAAAAGGAAAAACAUUUCACAGUAUAGAUCUGCUUGUGCUGUUCUCUAGCAUUGAUAUUCUUAGUUUAGACUGGUCAUUUCAUUUUGUGUUUUAAUUGUUCCUUUACACAUUCAAAUGCAGAUUUUUGUAUGUAAUGUUAAGAUAUGUUUAAAGGUGAAGUUUGCAAUUUUUCCACUCUUAGUGGCACAAAACAAAAGUGCAAUCUGUUUGUUUUUGCAUCCAGAAAAGGGCCAGACCCUUUAAGUCCCUUUAAGGCUAGUCAUGUCACUCGGCGGCCAUCUUUGAAAGUUCUCUUGGGCAACUAUUUCAUGCAAUAUCAUUGAAUGGGGAAAAAUCAAACUCUCCAAAAGCUGUUCAACAAGCUUACGAUUAAUAUUCAUAUAACAUUUUUCAAAUUACCAAUGAAAUCUGAUCUUAUAAAUUGUUUAGAAACACUCAAAUCAUGAAAAAAAAAUAUAAAAAAAAACCUGGCUGACCUGCCAAUGCACAUGAGUAGUCAUAAACGCACCACUUGGUAAAGAAACACUGACUGUUUUUUUACCAAUUGGCUCAUUUAUUAGGAAGGCGGGACUUACUCCGCCAUAUUGUGCGUUUCACUCUCUCCUAUUCAUAGAAAUAUAAGUGGACCGUCUUUAUAAAUCUAAAGUCUUUGGUUAACUUAACAGUAUCAGCUCAACCAAUGGUGUGAGUUUGGAGGCAGGACUUCUGUGAGACUGAAUAAUAGAAGCUGGGGGUGUGCGCCUGUUUCCUGACACUAGAUUUUGCACACUACACCUUUAAAUAUAUACUGAGAUCCAUUUGCCCACAAAUUGGAUAUUUUUACUUUCAUAUCUGGUUGGUUAAAACCCCUUUGAUCAUUUCAGAAAUUAUUUCAUUUGUCUUGAUUUACCUCAGUUACAUUUCUAUAGCUAUAUUAUAGUUAUACUCUAUUUUAACUAAUACUAAGUGUCCAGAAAUUUGAUCAGCGCAACAAUGAAUUCUGCUUGGAAUCGUUUUUGAUUCUUUUUAUGACAGCAUGAAUGUUUACACUCAAAUAUUUCAUGUGUUCUAUUUAACUUGAAUGCCUUUUCAAAUUUCAGAUUUUUAGAAUUUGCUAAGUUGUGCAGUUUAUAUUUAAGCAAAAAGGCAUACGAGGUUAUACUAUAAUCAUGGCUAAGGGUGUUGUAAGGCACAACGCUCAGCAGAGUUUCUAUAUUUACAAUUCAAAAUGUCCUUGGGUGGCUUUGCUGUUGCUCCACAUUAAAAUAUUGAGGACACUUCACACAUUUUCAAUAAAACAUGUUGAUUGAGCUUAUU
This is a messenger RNA of Pimephales promelas (fathead minnow), 2325 nucleotides long. RefSeq names its product crumbs cell polarity complex component 3a (gene crb3a). NCBI's taxonomy places the organism in Eukaryota, Metazoa, Chordata, Actinopteri, Cypriniformes, Leuciscidae. The record is from RefSeq and is a predicted model, not a curated record.